Molecule: messenger RNA, 4894 nt
Organism: Amphiprion ocellaris (clown anemonefish)
Lineage: Eukaryota; Metazoa; Chordata; Actinopteri; Pomacentridae
Product: contactin-associated protein-like 4
Exons: 25
Coding region: 325-4209 (1294 amino acids)
Source: RefSeq, a predicted model, not a curated record
UGAAGUCAGGCACUGGUGAACAGCGAAGGAAGAUGAGAUUGAGCUUGUUGGACAGAAAGUUUACUUUUAAAAAUCUUCCUGAUGGCAGCUUGGAUAAAAGUCUGGUUGUGUGCAAAUUGUACAACAAAGAGUUUUCUGAUCACUGCGUCACUUCAAGCCGACGGUAUCACCUCAAUUCUGCAGAGUGCAGCCGAACACAACUGCAGCGUUUUUCAUCCGGGUGGAUUCAGGCAGUGAAGGAGAUCUGGGCAGUGUGAGAACGUGGAGGAGGAGGAGGAAGAGGAGGUUCUAGCCGGGCUUCUCUGCAGCAUCUUUCACUUCACCAUGGAGCACUGGAGUAACGGAGUCUGGAGGAUUAUUGCUCGAGUCGCCCUGAUGCUGCUCAGUCUGAACGGGGCAACAGGAGCAGAGGUGUGUCACAGUCCACUGGUGUCCAGUUUGUUGCCAUCGUCCUUCAGAAGCUCCUCACAGCUGUCCAGUAGUCAUGGACCGGGCUUCGCUAAGCUCAACCGGAGAGAAGGAGCUGGAGGUUGGUCUCCCCUCAGCUCAGACAGAUAUCAGUGGCUGGAGGUGGACCUCGGUGGAAGGACUCGGAUCACUGCUGUCGCCACUCAAGGCCGAUAUGGAAGCUCUGACUGGCAGACGAGCUACCUGCUGAUGUUCAGCGACACCGGACACAACUGGAGACAAUACCGACAGGAAGGCAGCAUAGAGGCCUUUCUGGGGAACAGUAAUGCAGACAGUGUGGUGCAGCACAAGCUCCAGCACCCGGUGAUCGCUCGAUAUGUCCGUUUGAUUCCCCUCGACUGGAAUCCCAACGGUCGGAUUGGACUCAGGCUGGAGACCUACGGAUGCCCAUACAAUUCAGACGUGGUGAGCUUCAGCGGCCUCAGCAGCCUCCUCUACAGAUUAACACCCAGACCGACGCAGACGUCCGGAGAAAGCAUCAGUCUGAAGUUUAAAGCCCUGAAGAACUCUGGGAUCCUGCUUCAUGCUGAGGGUCAGAACCAACACAGACUCACUCUGGAGUUAGAGGACGGGAAACUGCUGCUGCUGCUCAGAAAAGGCAGGACUUUAUCUCCAGACAACCAGCACCUUGUGUCUCUCAGCAGCCUGUUAGACGACCAACACUGGCAUCACGUCGCUGUGGAGCAUCACAACAACCACCUCAACCUCACCGUGGACAAAAGCACAGUGUGGGUUCAGAUCCCAGCCAGAUUUAGCCACUGGGACCACGACCAGGUGAGUGUGGGAGCGGAGCAGGGCAUCGGCUCUCAGAGGGCAAAAAGAAAUUUCCAUGGCUGUUUGGAAAACCUCGUUUACAACGGCCUGAACCUGGUCGACCUCGCCGAGCAGAAAGACCAGCGGGUUUCCGUGAAGGGCAAUGUGACCUUUUCAUGUGAUGAACCCGUUUUCGUUGCCAUGACGUUCGCCGGCCCCCAGAGCUUCCUGUGGUUACCUGGAGGGACGGAUCCGUCGUCGGUCGGCCUGUCAGUGGGGCUUCAGUUUCGGACAUGGAACAAGGCGGGACUGCUGCUCACCUUUGAUCUGCUGAAGCAAAGCGGUGCAGUCUGGUGGUACCUGAGCAAAGCCAGACUCCAUCUGCAGAUCCACAAACCUGGCAGGGCGCCGUUGGAGCUCAGUACAGGUUCUGGUCUGAAUGACGGUCAGUGGCACUCUGUGGACCUGGUCUCAGGACGAGGACAUCUGACCAUCACAGUGGAUGGAGAUGAAUCAACUGCUGCUCAUGUCAGUCCUUCGUUUCCUAUUAUUGCUGGAGGUCAAUUGUUCUUCGGCGGUUGUCCUUCUGAAAGCAGUGGUCAGGAGUGUAUGAAUCCCUUCAAAGCUUUUCAAGGCUGCAUGCGUCUUCUAACUGUGGACAACCAGCCAGUGGACUUGAUCAAGGUGCAGCAGAGGCUGAUGGGAAACUACAGUCACCUGCAGAUCGACAUGUGUGACAUCAUCGACAGAUGUUCUCCGAGUCACUGCGAACAUGAAGGCAGCUGCUCCCAGUCGUGGACCACCUUCCACUGUAACUGUUCCGGCUCCGGCUACACUGGAGCCACCUGCCACAGCUCGAUCUAUGAACAGUCCUGUGAGGCCUACAAACUAAACGGAAACACUUCUGGGUUUUAUCACAUCGACGUGGACGGCAGUGGACCAGUCAGACCACAGCUGGUUUACUGCGACAUGACGGAGCACCAGACGUGGACGGUGAUCCAGCACAACAACUCCGAUCUGACCAGAGUUCGAGCGUCGCCAGGCGGGAAUCAGUACUCGGCUCACUUUGAAUACGCAUCUGAUGAGGACCAGCUGGCCGCAAUCAUCGGCCAAUCAGAGCACUGCGAGCAGGAACUGACCUACCACUGCAGGAAGUCCCGCAUCCUCAACUCAGCAGAGGGGUCUCCGGUCAGUUGGUGGGUCGGAGGUCCAGGUGGAGGUCACGUUCAGACUUACUGGGGCGGAGCUUCAGCAGGAAGUCAGAGAUGUGGAUGCAGUCUGCAGCAGAACUGUGUGGAUCCAAAACACCAUUGCAACUGUGACGCCGACCGCAAUGAAUGGUCCAGUGACUCAGGCUUGUUGACCCAUAAGGAGACUCUCCCAGUCAGAUCUCUGGUUCUGGGCGAUGUCCAGAGGUCUGGAUCGGAAAGCGCCUACAAGGUGGGACCUCUCCGUUGCUACGGAGACAAGAACAUCUGGAACGCAGCGUUUUUUGACAAGGAGACGUCGUACCUCCACUUUCCCACGUUCCACGGAGAGCUGAGUGCCGACAUCUCCUUCCUGUUUAAGACCACUUCUUCCUCCGGUGUCUUCCUGGAAAACCUGGGCAUCAAAGACUUCAUCCGGAUCGAACUGAGCUCUUCCACCGAGGUGCUCUUCUCCUUCGACGUGGGUAACGGCCCCUUGGGGGUUUCCGUGAAAGCCGACUUCCCGCUGAACGACGACAGGUGGCAUCGCGUUCAAGCGGAGCGUAACGUUAAAGAGGCGUCGCUUCGCAUCGACGAGCUUCCUGUUGCGACACAGGAGGCUCCGGCUGACGGCCACAUCCACCUGCAGCUCAACAGCCAGCUAUUUAUAGGAGGAACAGCCUCCAGACAGAAAGGUUUCCGGGGUUGUAUUCGCUCUCUGCAGCUGAACGGCGUCACUCUGGACCUAGAGGAACGAGCCAACAUCACCCCCGGGGUUCGGCCCGGAUGUCCGGGUCACUGCAGCACCUACGGGUCUCUGUGUCAGAACCAGGGCCAGUGUGUCGAUGGAACCAGGAGCUUCUCCUGCGACUGCAGUGGGUCGCCUCAUUCUGGAGCUUUCUGCCACAGAGAAGUUUCAGCCAGCUUCAAACCAGGAACCUCGGUCAGCUUCAAGGAUCUGAACGUCUGGCCGUCUUCCAGCCUCAGAGCAGAAAACAUCUGCCUGAGCUUCAGGACCAGCCAGAGUCCAGCUCUGCUUCUCUACAUCAGCUCCGACCACAGAGAAUCUCUGGCUCUGCUGCUCAACAAGCAAGACAAGCUGGAGGUGAGAUACCGUCUGGACAGCAGCAGAGAAGCAGAGAUCCUGAGGAGCAAAGUGAAGAACCUCAACAACCGACAGCUGCAUACGGUCACCAUCAACAGACUGGCAGACGCCGUUUCUGUUCAGAUUGACCAGAACGCCAGAGAGGACUUCAACCUGACAUCUGAUGUAGAAUUUAACGGAAUAAAGACGCUGGUUCUGGGAAGAAUCCACAAUUCUGAUGAUUUGGACCCUGAACUCUCUCGCCUCGCCUCUCUGGGCUUCACAGGUUGUUUAUCUUCAGUCCUCUUUAACUCCAUCAGUCCUCUGAAAGCUGCUCUGCUCCACCCAAACUCCAGCUCAGUCUCCAUCACCGGGUCGUUGGUCCAGUACAGCUGUGGCUCUACGUCGACCAAUCAGAACGCAGCAGAAACCACACACCACCUAUCAGGUCAGUCUGGAUCAGUGGGAACAGGUCAGCCUUUGGUGAACGCCAUCAGGAGCGACUCGGCUCUCAUCGGAGGUGGGAUCGCCGUGGUGAUCUUUGUGACUCUGUCUGCUUUGGCUGUAAUGGCUCGAUUCCUGUACAGAAGAAAAGGUUCGUCUCAGAGUCAGGAGGGGAAAACGGUGAAACCCGAAGACGGUCCAGAACUUCCUUUCAGCAGCCAGACGAGCUCACAGAACGGACCGACGGAGAACCAGAAGGAAUAUUUUAUUUAGCUGGAGGUUGGACUUGUUGUUGAGCAGACAGAGAUGCCUUGUCAAGCCUCAGUGCUUUACACAACAAACUGAGCCCAAAACGCACAAACAGAACCACACAAACAGAACCACACAAACAGAACCACAUGUUCUGCCUUCUUUCCCUUCGUUUCUGCUCCUGUGGUUGUGUUUUUAUGCAGACUGUAUAAAGACACCUGAACAAAGUGUUAAAUUUCUAAUGUGUUGAUACGUCAGUAGGGAAACUGUAAAUAUAAAAUGAUGUAAAUCUUAAAAAUUUGACUUUAUAUCAGUCUUGUGUUACUUAAAUGAUUAAAGGAGGAACUGUAUUUACCUGGAACUGCUGGUAAGAAACUUGAAACUGCUUCGUUAGACGAUGUGAACAAUGAAAAUUACCAUUUUGAGCGAGUGCUUCAUUCGAUCCAGUGUUUUAUUUUUUGCAGCUACAGUGUAAACUGUGGGGAAAUCAAACUGUAUUUGUUCACAUUGAACAUUUCUUACGUUCUCGCAGGUCACCCUGCUUCUGUGUUUAUUUUACAGUGUGAAACAAAAGAACAACAACUUGUAUUUAUUUUUCCUUUUUCUUCCUCUGCUAGAUUUCUCCUCUGUGCAUCUCUAAAUGUAGUUCUCAAUUUCAGUAUGUACAAUUUUGUUCCCAAGAUCAUUACAAUUACAACUUUAAACUUGA